Messenger RNA from Oppiella nova, 468 nucleotides. NCBI's taxonomy places the organism in Eukaryota, Metazoa, Arthropoda, Arachnida, Sarcoptiformes, Oppiidae. The record is from the annotation of a GenBank genome assembly.
CGAUAUGUUCAAGAAGUUGAUUAAAUCUAAGACUGUAUGGCUCAUAGACUUCUACACCCCCUGGUGCUCUCACUGCACCUAUUUUGCACCAGAAUUUGAAGUCAUUUCAAAGAAACUAAAAGGGAAGGUAAAGACAGGUAAAGUAAACUGUCAGACAUUGGGACACUUGUGUAGAGAAGCGGCUGUAAAUGCUUACCCGACACUUAAAUUAUACGACAAAUCCGCGAAAUCGGCAAAAGGCAUACCCGUUGAGGGCUUCGGUGCCAAAGAUAUCGUGCCUUUUGUUGAGAAUUUCUUAUCCGAUAGUUCACAAGAAAAUAUAAUUCGAGACGAAUUGUGAUAAAAGUUACCCUGAUACAAUGAAACGUUUACAAGAUUACAAUCUAUUUAUAACAAGACUUUAUUUCUAAUAAUUUAUUCUUAUUUUCUCUAUAUUUUACUAUAUUUCUUAUUUUUACAAUCAGCCAU